GUCUGCCGAUGUUCUGUUUCGCUCGCGUGCGAGGAGGGUGAGCGGAGCUCGCGUUUGUUACGUUUCCGAAUAUUUGCCGUGGCACCAGUGGCACUUCACCAGUUCACCCUCGGCGGGCAUGUUUUGCGUUUUUGUUUCUAUGACAUGCUCGAGGGAUACUGAAAAUCCUCCCAGCGACAGGCCCUGACGGCGCGCACCGAGUGAAGCGUGCAUGCACUUUCCUUCGUGUUUGGUGCCUCCCAAAUCGAACGCAUCAUCGCUGAACCGAACGUCUCGCUUUGACGUCCAUUCAUCAUGGCUACGUCCGCCGUGGCCAUGAAAUGGCUGGAACUUCUGGAAAAGGAGUUUGACAGGGCCUACCUGGACUUGGACAUUCUUUUGGGAGAGGUGGACGAGGAGCAGUGCGACAUCACGUACGAAGCCCGGCGGAGGAUGUCUGCCCUCAGCAGCGCCUUCGCCCAGCUGUGUCACAAGGCUCAGACUGUGUUCGAAACCAACGAGAAACUGGAGUGUGAACUACAGGAGCUCAAGUCCGAUCUGUAUGAGGCGCAAUCAACUAGUGCUGUGCUGAAUAAGGAGCUUCAGCAUUUGGUGCUGCAGCUGCAUUCAGCCCAGUUGCAAGUGUCUGCGCAGAUGGGGCAUGCAGGCGACUCUACUGCAAUCAAGCAGAAACUGGAACAAGAGAUGACUAUGUACCGAAUGGACCUGGGCCGUGAGAUGCAGCUAGAGGCAGAGGUGACCCAGCUGCGCAAGGAGAAUGCUGCACUUCGCAGGGACAUUGUGUCCCUGCAGAGUGAAGUGUUUGGGGCCAAGCUGGCUGCCAAGUACCUUGACAAAGAACUGGCUGGCAGGAUCCAACAGAUACAACUGCUUGGCAGAGACCUCAACCCAAGUGAACAUGACCGGCUUUGGAAUCAGCUCGAGUCUGAGAUCCACCUGCACAGGCACAAGGCAGUAAUCCGAGCCUGCCGAGGCCGCUCCUCCAAUGCUGCUACCCUGGCUGGGCCAGAGCUUGCAAUGCCUGACGAAGGCACUCCACUGCGCCGCCACCAGGGAAUCGGGGAUGUGCGGACCGUGCGGCUGACCAAGGGCAAGGACGAGGGACUGGGAAUCUCCAUCACGGGUGGUCUAGAGCAUGGUGUUCCCAUAGUCAUUUCUGAAGUACUCCCAGACAUGCCAGCCUGGAGGAGUGGCAAGUUGUUCGUUGGAGACGCCAUCCUUGCUGCCAAUGGUAUCGACUUAAGGGAAGCAAAGCACAAUGAUGCUGUCAAGGUUCUUUCGGGCUUGCAAGGUGAGAUUACACUCAAGGUCCUGUAUGUUUCACCUGAUGAGGAAAGCGAUGAUGAGACACAAGAUAGCCAGCACCUAAGGUACCACUUCUUUUAUCCGGAAGACAUCAGUGAAACUAGCGUAGCUCCAAGUGAUGACGAAAAUGGUCUGGUGGAUCGGUCCCUGUCACGCUUUGCCACAUCACCUCACACUACACCUGCUCAUGGGGCCACUACAGCAGUACCUGGUAUUGCAGUGCCUGCUACACCUGAAGCCAGAGCGAAGUCCAACGAGAAUAUCGGCCCAGAAGCUCCACCUGAAGUCAAAGCUGUUACCCAUGCUUCUCCUUCCAAGUCAGCCACUGAAGUGAAUGGAACCACUGUCACUGAGCAAAGAGUUGUUGCUACGUGAAUGGAGCCAUUAGCUUACCACAUGCUGUGAUGAGCUUAAAAUUUUUUACAGCUUUUUUUCCUGGCGGUACAGAACAGCAGUUUUCCAACUCUCCUGCUGCUCUGUGCAGCUCACACAUGCUUGUUGUUACUAAAUUAAAAGAUUGCUUGAGUACAA
Molecule: messenger RNA, 1836 nt
Organism: Dermacentor albipictus
Lineage: Eukaryota; Metazoa; Arthropoda; Arachnida; Ixodida; Ixodidae
Product: Golgi-associated PDZ and coiled-coil motif-containing protein-like
Biological process (GO): negative regulation of protein localization to cell surface
Cellular component (GO): trans-Golgi network transport vesicle; membrane; Golgi apparatus
Molecular function (GO): transmembrane transporter binding
Source: RefSeq, a predicted model, not a curated record